GGUAACCAAUAAUAUUAUUACUUUUAAUACAAGAAAUGGAGGACAAAGGAACGAACAUUGAACAAGCUCAAGAUAGCUGUUAUCAAGGGUGGAUGAGUCUACAAUCCCAACGCGUCCUUGACCUUAAACAAGCCUUAGCUCAACGACGAUCUCACGAAGGCACAGCAGACGCUGCCGCUGAUGAUAAGAAGCUCCGUGAAUUAACACAAAAGAUCAUUGGGGACUUCAAAGAUUACGCAGGAAAAAGAGCUAAUCUCUCACAUCGAUGUAGCUCGAACUAUUAUGCGCCGUCGUGGAACACUCCUUUGGAGAACGCUCUGAUUUGGAUGGGUGGUUGCAGACCAUCUUCUUUCGUUAGGCUUGUUUAUGCUCUGUGUGGAUCCCAAACUGAGAUCCGUGUGACUCAGUUUCUCCGCAACAUCGAUGGUUACGAUACUUCAGGUUGUGGUGGCGCAUCACUCAGCGAUCUAACGGCAGAGCAGCUGGCAAAGAUAAACGUCUUGCAUGUGAAGAUCAUAGACGAAGAAGAGAAGAUGACCAAGAAAGUCUCCAGUCUGCAAGAAGACGCGGCUGAUAUUCCUAUCUCCACCGUGGCUUACGCGGAGGAGCAUGUCGGAGAGCCUAACUUGGCGGUGGAUCAAGCUCUCGACAAGCAAGAAGAAGCUAUGGCCACUUUAUUGGCCGAGGCCGAUAAUCUGAGGGUAUAUACUUUGAGUAAGAUCAUAGAGACUCUGGCGCCGAUGCAAGCCGCGGAUUUUUUGCUGGCCGGGAAAAAACUCCACCUUUCAAUGCAUGCGUGGGGAGCGUUAAGGGACCGCCGCCGUCGUGAAUGUAUAAUAGAUGCCGCAGAUAAUGCCGGAGGGAAAGAAGAGAAGUAGUCGUUAUUAUAGUAGAGAUGAUAUAUAUUAUGUCAAUUUUCUUUUCCGAGGACCAGCGUGUAAUGCGUUUCGAUUUAUUAUGUAACAUAAAUAAAUAUUUUAUAGUU
Messenger RNA from Raphanus sativus (radish), 985 nucleotides. RefSeq names its product protein DELAY OF GERMINATION 1-like. The transcript has 2 exons. Gene Ontology annotation, molecular function: sequence-specific DNA binding. The record is from RefSeq and is a predicted model, not a curated record. NCBI's taxonomy places the organism in Eukaryota, Viridiplantae, Streptophyta, Magnoliopsida, Brassicales, Brassicaceae. Bases 36 to 878 code for a protein of 280 amino acids. Gene Ontology annotation, biological process: DNA-templated transcription.